Molecule: messenger RNA, 3918 nt
Organism: Scomber scombrus (Atlantic mackerel)
Lineage: Eukaryota; Metazoa; Chordata; Actinopteri; Scombriformes; Scombridae
Product: NLR family CARD domain-containing protein 3-like
Exons: 16
Coding region: 1-3918 (1305 amino acids)
Biological process (GO): proteolysis
Molecular function (GO): metalloendopeptidase activity; protein binding; zinc ion binding
Source: RefSeq, a predicted model, not a curated record
AUGAAUUUGUCCGAGGAGAGAGAGGAUGAGGUCUUGACCUCUAAGGCUGAUCUGUCUGGACAUUUUGAAACAUGUCUGGACAUUGUGAGUCCGGUGAAGCAGGAAACACCAGUCUCACCUUUACCCAGCAGUGUGUCCAUGAAAACUGACCAGUCUAAAAUUGAACCUAUUGAGGAGGGAGGGCAGGUUGUUCAGCCAAGCCAGGUGAAUUGGGAGAGACCAGAUUCACCUGUACCCAGCUGUGUGUCCAUGAAAAGUGACCAGUCUAGACUUGAACCCAUUGCGUUCAAGGAUGGAGGGCACCAAGUGAGUCCGUGGAGACUAGACUCACCUGUACCCAGCUGUGUGUCCAUGAAAAGUGACCAGUCUAGACUUGAACCCAUUGCCUUCAAGGAUGGAUGGCAGAUUGUGGAGCCAAGCCAAUUGAGUCCAGAGAGACCAGGUUCACCUGUACCAAGCUGCGUGUCCAUGAAAAGUGAGCGGUCUAAAAGUGAACCCAUUGAAUUCAAGGAUGGAGGGCAGAUUGCUGAGCCAAGAAAGAGGUCAGAAGUUCUCAGUGCACGGCCUGCCUGGAAACAUCAAACAAACCUGGACUCCAUAUUCAUGCUGCUUGAAGCAAACAUCAUGACUUUUGUGAAGAACGAGCUGAGGAAGUUCAAGAAAGUUCUGAUUCAAGAAAGCUCAGAGAGGUUGAGAGCAGAUGAUGAAGUCAUGGGAGAUGAAGAAGAAGACCAGAGCAGCAGCAACAGCGAAGCCUUUCUGAAGAUCAUGGUGCAUUUCCUGAGGAAAAUGAAGCAGGAGCAGCUGGUUGACUCUCUGCAGAGCAGUAAGAUACCUUUGAGAACUAGCCAACAUAAACUACAUACUAACCUGAAAAAGAAGUUUCAGUGUUUGUUUGAAGGGACUGCCAAAGCAGGACACACAACUGUUCUGAAUCAGGCCUACACAGAGCUCUACAUCACAGAGGGAGACAGUAGAGGGGUCAAUGAUCAACAUGAGGUCAGAGAGAUAGAAGCAGUGUCUCGAAAACCAUCAAGUCCAGAAACAACAUUCAGAAGUGAGAAUAUGUUUAAACCCACACCUGGAAGAGAUGAACCAGUUAGGACGGUGAUGACAAAGGGAGUGGCUGGCAUUGGGAAAACAGUCUUAACACAGAAGUUCAUCCUGGAUUGGGCUGAUGACAAAGCCAACAAAAAUGUAGAGUUUAUCUUUCCAUUCACUUUCCGAGAGCUAAAUGUGCUGAAAGAGAGAAAGUUCAGCUUGGUGGGACUUCUACAUCACUUCUUUACUGAAACCAAAGAAGCAGGAAUCUGCAGGUUUGAAGACUUCCAGGUUGUCUUUAUCUUUGAUGGCCUGGAUGAGUGUCGACUUCCUUUGGACUUCCACAACAAUGAGAUUGUGGCUGAUGCUACAGAGUCCACCUCAGUGGAUGUGCUGCUUACAAACCUCAUCAGUGGGAAGCUUCUUCCCUCUGCUCGCCUCUGGAUAACCACACGACCUGCAGCAGCCAAUCAGAUCCCUCCUGAGUAUGUUGGCAUGGUGACAGAGGUCAGAGGGUUCAAUGAUCUGCAGAAAGAGAAUUACUUCAGGAAAAGAUUCAGAGAUGAGGAUCAGGCCAGCAGCAUCGUCUCCCACAUGGAGACAUCACGAAGCCUACACACCAUGUGCCGCAUCCCAGUCUUCUGCUGGAUUACUGCUACAGUUCUGGAGGAUGUGCUGAAAGUCACAGAGAGAGCAGAGCUGCCCAAAACCCUGACUGAGAUGUACAUCCACUUCUUGGUGGUUCAGACCAAGCAAGGAAAUGUAAAAUAUCACAGCAAAGCUUCAAAACAUUCAGUCUGGAACAAAAAGACCAAGAAGAUGAUUCACGCGUUGGGAAAACUGGCUUUUGUCCAACUUGAGAAAGGAAACCUGAUCUUCUAUGAAGAAGACCUUAAAGAGUGUGAUGUUGACAUAAAAGCCGCCUCAGUCUUCUCAGGACUAUUCACACAGUUCUUCAUUGAUGAACGUGGGCUGAACCAGGACAGGGCAUUCUGCUUUGUCCAUCUGAGUGUUCAGGAGUUUCUGGCAGCACUCUAUGUCCUUCAGACAUUCAUCAAUACUGGUGUCGAUCUACUGAAAAGAAGCUUAGCCUCUAAAUCCAAAUAUUUCUAUCAGAGGGCUGUUGACAAGGCUUUACAGAGUCCAAAUGGACACCUGGACCUGUUUGUCCGCUUCCUCCUGGGCCUUUCAGUGGAGACCAAUCAGAGUCUCCUACGAGGCCUGCUGAAAAAGACUGAAAGCAAAACAGAGGUCAAAGAGAUGCUAAUUCAGCACAUCAAGAUGAAGAUCAGGGACAAUCUCUCUCCAGAGAGAAGCAUCAAUCUCUUCCACUGUCUGAAUGAGUUGAACGACCAUUCUCUAGUGGAGGAGAUCCAAGAGUACAUGGGAUCAGGAAAUAUCUCUGAAAACAAACUGUCUCCUUCUCAGUGGUCAGCGCUCGUCUUCAUCUUACUGUCAUCACAAAAAGAUCUACAUGUGUUUGACCUGAAGAAAUUCUCUGCUUCAGAGGAGGGUCUUCUGAGGCUGCUGCCAGUGGUCAAAGCCUCUAAAACAUCCCUGCUGAGUGGCUGUAAACUCACAUGGAGAAGCUGUGAAGCUUUGGCCUCAGUUUUCACCUCCAAGAACUCUAAUCUGAGAGAGCUGGACCUGAGCAACAAUGACCUGGAGAACACAGGAGUAAAGCUGCUCUCAGCUGGACUAAGUAGUCCGAGCUGCAGAUUAGAGACACUUGGUGUAUCAGGCUGUCUGGUCACAGAGGAAGGCUGUGAUUCUCUGGCUGUAGCUCUGAGCUCCAACCCUUCCCAUCUGAGAAAGCUGGACCUGAGCUUCAAUCACCCAGGAGACACAGGAAUGAAGCUGCUGUCUGCUGGACUCAAUGACCCACGAUGGAAACUGGACACUCUCAACUUUGACAAUCACGGAAAGCAUCGGUUGAAACCAUCUCCAUCUAGGUAUGCUUGUGAGCUUUCACUGGACCCAAACACAGCUGACAGAAACCUCAUUCUGUCUGAAGACCACAAAGGAGUGAGAGUGGAAAAAGAGAAGCAGCCAUACCCCGAUCAUCAAGAGAGAUUUGAUGAGUGGAAACAGCUGCUGUGUACUGAUGGUCUGACUGGACGCUGUUACUGGGAGGUACGGUGGAAAGGAAGGGUUAAUAUAGGAGUGGCGUACCGAGGAAUCAAGAGGAGAGGAGACAGCGACAACUGCUGUUUCGGAUGGAAUGAUCAGUCCUGGAGUCUGUUCUGCUCUGACAAGGGUUACACUGCCUGGCACAAUAACACAGCAACAGACAUAUCUACAUAUCUGCUCUCUGACUCUAACAGAGUCGCAGUUUAUCUGGACUGGUCUGCAGGCACUCUGUCCUUCUACAGUCUUCCCUCCCAACUCUCUUCUAUCAAACAGGUCCAUCUCCACACCUUCCACUCCACAUUUACCGAACCCCUCUACCCUGCAUUUGGUUUUAUUCAGUUGCAGUCAGAAGUUUCACUAAAGUGCUGGUCCUACCUUGGCCGUCAGGGAGGACAACAGGAUGUCUCCCUGAGGAGAAACAGCUGUAUACGCACAAGCACGGUGCAGCACGAGGUUCUCCACGCUCUCGGCUUCCACCACGAGCAAGUCCGCUCUGACAGAGACAGAUACGUCAACAUCCUCACCCAGAACAUCAAGUCAGGACAGGAACACAACUUCAAGAAGGCGCGGACCAACAACCUGGGAACUCCCUAUGACUUCCAGUCCGUCAUGCAUUACAGCAAGUACGCCUUCUCCAAAAAUGGCCAACCCACCAUCGUUGCCAAGAGCAACCCGAACCUUAACUUCGGACGAGCCACUACGUUGAGCGCCAAUGACAUCGCCCGUGUCAACAAGCUGUACUGCUGA